This is a messenger RNA of Aphidius gifuensis, 1646 nucleotides long. Its product is annotated as esterase AAEL000016. The coding region runs from base 102 to 767 and encodes 221 amino acids. The transcript has 5 exons. Gene Ontology annotation, cellular component: cytoplasm; nucleus. Lineage: Eukaryota; Metazoa; Arthropoda; Insecta; Hymenoptera; Braconidae. The record is from RefSeq and is a predicted model, not a curated record. Gene Ontology annotation, biological process: response to retinoic acid.
AAACUUGUCAGCUGCAUUUUAUCAAGUGAAGCAGAGUGAAGUUGCUGAGCAUUGCUGAGUUGGAUAAAAAAAAAAAAGCUGCAGUCGAUUCAACAUCAACAAUGACAACAAAUAAUAAACUAAAAAUACUAGCUAUUCAUGGCUAUCGUCAAUCAGAUGUUGUAUUUCGUGGAAAAUUGGGAUCAUUAAGAAAAUCAUUCAAGCAAAAGGUUGAUUUUAUUUUUGCUCAAGCACCACACAUUGUUCCACCUUUGGAACAACUUGAUAAUGAUGAAGAAAACACAGCAGAUGCUAAAGGAUGGUGGUUCAAUACAGAAGAUCACUCGUUCAUAGCAACUGAACCCAGUGAUUUAUCAGUUGGCUUUCAAGACAGUUUAACAAGUAUAGAAAAUAUAUUUGAAAAAGAAGGUCCUUUUGAUGGAGUUUUGGGAUUUUCACAAGGUGCAUCAUUUGUAUCUAUUCUCUGUGCAAUUCAACAAAAAAAAAUGUCAUCAAUUAAAUUUGAUUUUGCAAUUUUGAUAUCUGGAUUUAAAUCAUUGUGUCAACCUCAUCAAAUUUACUACAAUGAAAAAAUUAAUUUACCAAGUCUUCAUGUUUAUGGUGAAACAGAUAAAAUAAUUCCACCAGCCAUGGCCAAAGAUCUAGCUGAAUCAUUUGAUGACAGCCAAGUUGUCGUUCAUGAAGGUGGUCAUUUUGUAGCUGGCAAAAAACACAUCUACAAUGAAUUUAUAACUAAAAUGUAUGAUAAUAAACAACAAAUAAAUUAAUAAAUUAAUUGCAAAUUUAAUUAUUUAAUUAUCUAUAUUAGCCCAUUUUUUUUUGUUUCGUUUUUUGUUUUUUUACAAAAGCAACAGUCACAUCACCUUUUUUAUUUUGUUAAUUAAUUUUUCAUAUAAAUAUUUUUUGACAAUUGUUAUAAACAAAAAAGAAAGUUUUUUUUUUAAAAACCCAAAAACGUUUAUUUUCUUUUUUUUUGGUUUAAUGACUUUUUUUUUAACACUUAUUUUUUUAAUCAUUUUUACAACACAAAUUGUUUAUGUAAAUCCCUGAAUAAUGUUAUACAAUAUUAUUGCAAAAUUUAUCAUUGAUUGAAUUGUGAAAAAUAUUUUUUGUUAAAUUAACUCUAAUUGAGUACAGACUUUAUUGUUAAUUGUUAUUAUUAAAAUAUUCUAAUGAUUUUACUUGAACAAAUUAUUAUCAAGAUAAAUUUAAGACAAAAAUAUUAAUCAUUUAAAUAAUGACAAACAAAUAAAAAAAAAAAAAAGAAAACAAAUGAUAAAAAUAAAGUAUCAUUUUGCGUAUAAUUUUAUUUAUCAUGAAGUUCAUCAAAAUUGAAAGAAAAAAAAAACAAAAUAGCUAAUAAUUGGCUAAUCGAAACGUUAGAAAGAAAAAAAAAAAAAAGAAAAUUAUAAUAAAUUAAAAUUGGUGCAAAUUAUGUUUGUCCUUUUUUUUUUUUUGUUUUGUAUUUGUUUAUUCGUUGAAGAAUCUAGGAAUGGAUUCUUAAUUAUUAAUUUUUUAUUAUUUUUAAUUCACUCUCUCUCCCAGUAUCAGUAAUUGCGAUGGAUUUACGAGUAUAAUCAUUUUAAAAUCAAGCAAUUAAUUGUUGAUUUUUUAAUGAUUAUAUAUAUGAAUUAUUUCAUGGUGUU